Perognathus longimembris pacificus (Pacific pocket mouse) is the source of this 2306-nucleotide messenger RNA. RefSeq names its product peroxisome proliferator activated receptor gamma (gene Pparg). Gene Ontology annotation, molecular function: zinc ion binding; RNA polymerase II cis-regulatory region sequence-specific DNA binding; nuclear receptor activity. The record is from RefSeq and is a predicted model, not a curated record. NCBI's taxonomy places the organism in Eukaryota, Metazoa, Chordata, Mammalia, Rodentia, Heteromyidae. Gene Ontology annotation, cellular component: nucleus. Gene Ontology annotation, biological process: negative regulation of transcription by RNA polymerase II; cell differentiation; regulation of lipid metabolic process.
GAAGUUUUCUUCAGAUAGUGCGAUUGGGGGUUCAGCCAGGGAAAGACACCCAAGAAAAAAACGUGGGCCAGAUCAGCGUCGCCUGGUGUUUUCAUAAGCUCGUACAUCUUCCAUCCAAGAAGCACCUGCUGUGUGUCUGGUGGCACCCGCCCCGUGGUCAGAGCCCGGAGCAUCUGACUCCGGGACUCCACACGCCCCUCGCAGACGCCCGGCGUGGGUCACCCACGAGGUGGUGAGGCAAGGUUUUCUUGUAAUGUACCAAGUCUUGCCAAAGCGGCGAGCGGCGUGAUGACAUUCGGUUGUGUCACCGCUGGCUCGGGCUCGGGACAGCGCCAGCCAAAUCCAGCCCGUCCUCUCUGUGUUGAUUCCCACUUCUCCCAAAGAUUUGGAAACGGGCGUCUUGACUCACAGGCGGAGCCGCGGAGGCUCUGUUCCUUUAACGGGAUCGAUCUUUUGCAAGAAAGGGACCACACAAGCGCGAAUGAGAGCAAAUCCCGGUCCCCGCGGCGAUGGGUGAGACGCCGGGAGAUUCUCCUGUGGACCCGGAGGGCCACUGCUUCGCCGACACCCUGCCUGUCGCCGCCACGCAAGAAGCCGCCAUGGUCGACACGGAGAUGCCCUUCUGGCCCACCAGUUUCGGCCUGGGCUCGGUGGACCUGGCGGUGAUGGACGAGCACCCCCACGCCUUCGACAUCAAGCCCUUCACCACCGUGGACUUCUCCAGCAUCUCCAACCCGCACUACGAAGACAUCCCGUUCGCCAGGGCCGAGCCGAUCCUCAAUACGGCGGAUUACAAAUACGACCUGAAGCUGCAAGAAUACCAAAGUAUGCGGUUCAUGUCCUCCCUUCAGCCCGCUGAGGCCGGAGGUGCCAUCAAGGUGGAGCCGGCCUCCCCGCCUUACUACUCGGAGAAGACGCAGCUCUACAACCGGCCCCACGAGGAGCCCUCCAGCUCCCUCAUGGCCAUCGAGUGCCGCGUGUGCGGGGACAAAGCGUCCGGCUUCCACUACGGGGUCCACGCCUGCGAGGGCUGCAAGGGCUUCUUCCGAAGGACUAUCCGAUUGAAGCUUAUUUAUGACAGGUGUGAUCUCAACUGUCGGAUCCACAAAAAAAGCAGAAAUAAAUGUCAGUACUGUCGGUUCCAGAAGUGCCUUGCUGUGGGGAUGUCACACAACGCCAUCAGGUUCGGGCGGAUGCCGCAGGCGGAGAAGGAGAAGCUGUUGGCGGAGAUCUCCAGCGACAUGGACCAGCUGAACCCGGAGUCGGCCGACCUCCGGCCUGGCCAAGCACUGUACGACUCCUACAUCAAGUCCUUCCCGCUGACCAAGGCCAAGGCGAGGGCCAUCCUGACCGGCAAGACCACGGACAAAUCACCCUACGUCAUCUACGACAUGAACUCCCUCAUGAUGGGGGAAGACAAGAUCAAGUUCAAGCUCAUCACCCCCCUGCAGGAGCCCAGCAAGGAGGUGGCCAUCCGCAUCUUCCAGGGCUCGCAGUUCCGCUCCGUGGAGGCCGUGCAGGAAAUCACCGAGUACGCCAAGAGCAUCCCCGGCUUCGUGACCCUGGACCUGAACGACCAAGUGACUCUGCUCAAAUACGGCGUCCACGAGAUCAUCUACACCAUGCUGGCCUCGCUGAUGAAUAAGGACGGCGUGCUCAUCUCCGAGGGCCAGGGCUUCAUGACCAGGGAGUUCCUCAAGAGCCUGCGCAAGCCCUUCGGUGACUUUAUGGAGCCCAAGUUCGAGUUCGCGGUGAAGUUCAAUGCACUGGAAUUAGACGACAGCGACUUGGCCAUCUUCAUCGCCGUCAUCAUCCUCAGCGGAGACCGCCCGGGCCUGCUGAACGUGAAGCCCAUCGAGGACCUCCAGGACAGCCUCCUGCAGGCCCUGGAGCUGCAGCUCAAGCUGAACCACCCCGAGUCCUCGCAGCUCUUCGCCAAGCUGCUGCAGAAGAUGACGGACCUCAGGCAGAUCGUCACGGAGCACGUGCAGCUGCUGCACGUGAUCAAGAAGACCGAGACCGACAUGAGCCUCCACCCGCUGCUGCAGGAAAUCUACAAGGACCUGUACUAGCCCCGGAGGAGCCGCGGGCUGCGGGGAGCCGGGCCGCGGCCCCCCCCCUCCACUUGCACUAUUAUCGCCAGCGAAAAAUCCAACACCUAAGAAAUUUACUGUGAAAAACAACCAAAAGCAUUAAAAAAAAAAGAAAGCAAAAGGUUUUAGAAUAUGAUCUAUUUUAUGCAUACUGUUUAUAAAGAUGCCUUUACAAUUUACUUUUAAUAUUAAAAAUGACCAUGCUAUGACGUU